Messenger RNA from Raphanus sativus (radish), 1080 nucleotides. RefSeq names its product ethylene-responsive transcription factor 4. Gene Ontology annotation, biological process: regulation of DNA-templated transcription. Lineage: Eukaryota; Viridiplantae; Streptophyta; Magnoliopsida; Brassicales; Brassicaceae. The record is from RefSeq and is a predicted model, not a curated record. The transcript has a single exon. The coding region runs from base 134 to 766 and encodes 210 amino acids. Gene Ontology annotation, molecular function: DNA binding; DNA-binding transcription factor activity.
AAAGCGCCCCAAAAGGAGCGUUGCUUUUACUCUCUCUCCACCUUAUAUAAACAACCAAUCUUCCUGUCUCCUCCACCUUCAAUUCUCACACCACCACCACCACUCUCCCUCUCUAAAACCAAUUUUUUUAAUUAUGGUCAAGAUAGGUCUGAAACCCGAACCGGUUAACAAUAAUGCCAUGGAGAUUCGUUACAGAGGCGUUAGGAAGCGUCCUUGGGGUCGUUAUGCCGCCGAGAUCCGAGACCCGGGCAAGAAAACCCGUGUCUGGCUUGGAACAUUCGAUACAGCCGAAGAUGCGGCGCGUGCUUACGACAAGGCGGCGCGUGACUUCCGUGGUGCGAAGGCCAAGACGAAUUUCCCGAAUUUUCUCGAGCUGAGCGGCGAGAAGGUUCCCGUCGUCGGCGGUUUCGAGCGUAGCCCGAGCCAAAGCAGCACCCUCGAUUGCGGAUCACCCCCGGCGGCCGUUACGCCAGCAGUCGCAGGGAUUGUUCCGCCGCAUCUUGAGCUUAGCCUUGGCGGAAACGGCGGCGCGUGUUACCAGAUCCCGGUGGCGCGUCCCAUGUAUUUUUUGGACCUUAUGGGAAUAGGAAACGGUGGUCGUGCUGCUCAGCCUCCGCCGGUGGUGCAUGCUGCGACGAGGAUGGCUUGUGUGGGCCAGAGCGACUCUGAUUCGUCUACGGUCGUAGAUUUCGAAGGUGGGAUAGAGAAGAGAGCUCUGCCGUUAGUUCUAGACCUAAACUUUCCUCCUCCGUCGGAACAGGCCUGAGAUGUUGGCUGUGUGGUUUCAUCUCGAACUCUCAUGCGUUUUUUUUUUGUUUUGGAGCUGAGAGAGCUCGUUUACUUUUUCAUAGUUUUUUCUUCUCUCACACUCUAAAAUAAAUAUUGUCGGUUUUUAGAUCGAGAUAGAACAAAAAUAUAAUGAUAGCUGACAUGGAUCGUUAUGUACAUUACCGGAGAUCUGAACUUUUGUUGUGUGUUUUUUUAUAUAUUUUUUGCGACUUGGUUUCACCAUGUUGUUCCUAUGUAACUUCUUUUUUUUUGUUCUUCCAAAUUUCAAAUAAUAUUUUGGUAAUUUCAGAA